AUGUCUGGGGCUUCUUCAAGGCUCAGAAAUGUCCUAGGCCACCUCUUGUCUGGACCGAAGACGGACAAUGUUCCUCACCACUUCUCCCAUCUUUCCCCCACACACUUCCUCGAGCGCGCCGCCGCCAUUGAGCCCAAUGCCGAGGCUGUAUAUCAUGUAACAGCCAGUGGUGAAGUCCUGAGGCGCUCCUACAUCGAGCUUGCUGACCGCGCGCGGGGGCUGGCCUAUUAUCUCCGCAAGAAGGGUUUCAAGCGGGUAGGCCUGCUCGCACCCAACACCCCGGCGUUUCUGGAGGCUAUAUACGGCAUUGCCGCGGCCGGCGGUGUCAUGGUGCCGGUUAACUACAGACUGAAGCCCGAAGACAUUGCGUACAUCAUGGACUUUGCCGAGGUGGAUUCCAUCAUUGCAGAUGCCGAGUAUGAGGGGCUGCUAGACAUGUAUCGGAAAACGCACCCGAGCGUGCCCGUCAUCGUUGACCUGGUGGGUUUGGGCUUUCGUGGUCAGAGCUUAAUAAUUCCUGACAAUGGUGGUAUUCGGGGCAAGCUAUGCGGUCCUUACGACGACGCAGUGCUGGAAGGGCUCAACCGUGAUCGGGAGACCGGGAGCAAGGGGUGGGCCGAUCUGGCGUCCCAAAGGGUUGCGAAUGAGGACGACCUAAUUGCCAUCCCAUUCACUUCCGGGACAACAUCAAAGCCCAAGGGCGUGAUGUAUACCCAUCGUGGGGCCUACCUAGCGGCGCUUGCAAACGUUGUAGAAUCAGGACUAAACGUUCCUGAUGGGAGGUGCAAAUACCUCUGGACGUUACCCAUGUUUCACGCUGUGGGCUGGACCUUCCCGUGGUCCGUUUGCGCCGUACGCGGGACGCACGUCUGCCUGCGCAAGGUUGACUACCCGUUGAUAUGGAAACUCCUCAAGGAACAGGGCAUAACACACUUUAACGCCGCACCGACAGUAAAUACGUUGCUGUGCGCAGCCGCCGAGGCUGAGCGCCUCCCACGCCCGGUGCGCGUCACCGUCGCCGCCAGCCCGCCGACUGCGCACCUAUUUGAGCAAAUGACGAACCUCAACCUCCUCCCUGUGCAUGUCUACGGCCUCACUGAGACGUACGGCCCCAUCACGAAGGGAUAUGUCCUCCCGGAGUGGGAUCCUUUGCCAAAGCACGAAAAGUACGCCAGGAUGGCCCGCCAGGGUUACGGAUUCGUCACCAGCUUGCCGGUACGCGUCAUCAAGCCCGACCAGUCCGAGGGCGUUCUCGUCGAUGUGGCCAAGAAUGGCAGAGAGAUUGGCGAGAUUGUCUUCUCCGGGAAUAUCUGCUGCAAGGGGUAUUUUAAGGAUGCCGAGGCGACGAGCAAACUGUUUGCCGGUGGGGUGCUACGCUCGGGAGAUCUGGCCGUCUGGCAUCCGGACGGGAGCAUCCAGAUCCAAGACCGGGCAAAGGACAUCAUCAUUUCUGGCGGGGAAAACAUAUCGUCGGUGGCGCUAGAGAGCAUGCUGGUUGAGCAUCCUGACGUGCUGGAGGCCGGGGUCGUGGCGGUCCCGGACUCGCACUGGGGCGAACGCCCCAAAGCCUAUCUGACGGUCAAGGAGGAGCGGAAGAGCCUGAGGCCAGAGGAUGUGAUUACCUGGGCCAAGCACCAGAGCUCGAUUAGUAAGUUUAUGGUGCCAAGGGAGGUUGAAAUUGUGAGGGAGUUGCCCAAGACGAGCACAGGUAAAAUCAAGAAGAAUGUGCUGAGGGAGUGGGCGAAAAAGGGAACUCCAAGGGAGGUUGUUCUGAAGUGAGGGAUUUGUGGGAGCUAUGGGGGUGAACAUGUAGCUUAAGCGUGAUGAUUGAGAGCUAGGUUUUUUGGGGUAGUCAACUUGGACAGGAGUGUCCAAAAGGUAGGAGCUUUAGGCUCCGUGUUGUGGCUAUCUCAAAUCUCAAUCAUGCGAUCACAACGCACCGAUUUGUAGGGAUUUGAUCAUGUGUUGCAUUAUUUAGAUAGGCAUCGGCCAGGUCUCGGAUAAUCACAAUAAACAAUGGCAGAACCAAUAAG
Molecule: messenger RNA, 2033 nt
Organism: Canariomyces notabilis
Lineage: Eukaryota; Fungi; Ascomycota; Sordariomycetes; Sordariales; Chaetomiaceae
Product: acetyl-CoA synthetase-like protein
Exons: 3
Coding region: 1-1779 (592 amino acids)
Source: RefSeq, a predicted model, not a curated record